Acipenser ruthenus (sterlet) is the source of this 1002-nucleotide messenger RNA. RefSeq lists its product as uncharacterized. The transcript has 2 exons. NCBI's taxonomy places the organism in Eukaryota, Metazoa, Chordata, Actinopteri, Acipenseriformes, Acipenseridae. The coding region runs from base 5 to 829 and encodes 274 amino acids. The record is from RefSeq and is a predicted model, not a curated record.
GCAGAUGGAGCGUGCAAAGAGGAUGGACUCAGCAGGAGAAGAAGCGUCCCUGAAUUCACCUGAGCUGCCCUGGAACCAGCUCUAUUUGAAGAGAAGGACUGAGUCCAGGAUCCAGUUAAGGAGGAGAGUGUGCUUCACUGGCCCUGCUGCUGCUGCUGUUACCGGGGUAUUGGCAAUCCUCAUACUGGCUGCUGGCAGGGUCAGCGGCAGUGAUUUAGUGCAUGUCCCGAGCUCAGUGAAGUGUACUGCGGGGCAGGACUGUAUCCUGAGCUGCACCUUCAACUACACAGCUGGAGGCUGGAAUGAGAAGUCAGGUGUGAUCUGGAGAAGAGCAGAAUCGGAACACAUAGUUCACAGGAUCCGCAACAACACAGAUCAGCUUGCCGAUCAGUCCCCUCAGUAUGUGAGCAGGACCAGCCUGUUUGAUUCUGAGCUGCAGCGCGGGAACGCUUCACUGCUGCUGAGGAGAGUCAGGGAGGGAGAUGCUGGAAAAUACAAGUGCUCUGUUAACGCUCCCAGACUGUACGGGUCGAGCCUGACUGAGGUAGUCGUGGUUCCGGCUCAACGACACCACUGGUGGGGUUUAGGAGCUCUUCUUCUUCCAGUUCUUCUUGUUCUUUGUGUGAUUUCGUGUCUCUGUGUCGGUCUGUGGCUCUAUAAAAAACACACAGGUCACAGGUGGCAGUCCAACUUGGCUUCUAGUCCAGCACAGACAGUGUCGUUAUCAGACGUGAUCGAGGAGCCCAGUGAAGUCAGACCGCUCCCCUGCACUGCUCAAUAUACCCAGUUUAAUACAAGCUCCCAAAACGAGAUAGUCACUUUGAAUUAAAAAAUGUGACCAGUGUUGAAGAGAAACUUUAAAAAUCACAUUGUCUCCGAGACAAUUGCCCUAUAAACUGUACUCUCGUUGUCUUUGCACGAUAUCAGAACAAUCCAGCAAAGAGAGACAGUAGUUUAUUCAACAUGACAUUAACCUCUUCAGCUCCAGGAUGUACAUCAAAG